AAUUUCAAAGAAUCCCCGUAUACUCUGUAGCUGCGUUCGGGGAACGCGUUAUCUGCGUUAUUUUUACGUCAUUUUAUCCUUGUUUUACAUUCAAUUAUCGAUAGAGAUAGAAUGAUAUAAUAAACGCACUUCCUGAACGUAGCCCGCGUCAUUUGGUAUUCGGUGCUCGGCGUACGCAGGUGGGGUAUUGAUCUCAUUUGAUGCUGGCGGCAUCCACGUGGUCUCCAACGUGUAGUGAUAAUCUUUAAUCAGUGCUAUUUGCAAUAAAUCCAAUUACAAUGACAGCAGAAAGAAAAACAUUUAAAGUUGAAUUUCUUCAAAAAAUUGAAGAAGACAUUCAAAGAAAAUGGGAAGCCGCAAAAGUGUACGAGGUGGACGCUCCUUCGGGAGAUGGUGAAUUACCCGAAAAGUAUUUUUCAACUUUUCCUUAUCCGUAUAUGAAUGGACGCCUUCAUCUAGGUCAUACAUUUUCACUAUCUAAGUGUGAGUUCAUUACUCGAUAUCAUCGUUUGUUGGGAAAGAAAGUACUCUUUCCCUUUGGUUUUCAUUGCACUGGCAUGCCUAUUAAGGCGUGUGCUGAUAAACUAAAAAGAGAAAUAGAAGAAUAUGGUUACCCUCCAGACUUUUCUAAAAGUGAAGAUAACAAAAUGACAAAAAAAGAAAGAAAUGAUGAUAUUAUUGCGUUAGAGAAUAAGAGUAAAGGGAAGAAGAGCAAAGCUGUUGCCAAAGCAGGCGCAGCAAAAUAUCAAUGGCAGAUUAUGCAAUCUCUUGGCUUGAAAGAUGAAGAAAUUAAAAAUUUUACUGAUGCUGCGUACUGGUUGGAUUUCUUUCCAAAAUUUGCUGUGACGGAUUUAAAAUCUAUUGGUCUCCAUGUGGACUGGAGAAGAACGUUUAUUACAACGGAUGCAAAUCCGUUUUAUGACUCUUUUGUACGCUGGCAGUUUCUACAUUUGAAAGAUAGAAAAAAAAUAAUGUACGGAAAGAGAUAUAGCAUUUAUUCACCAAGAGAUGGCCAACCGUGUAUGGAUCAUGACAGAUCUUCAGGAGAAGGCGUUUUGCCACAAGAAUAUACAUUGAUUAAACUAAAAGUGAAAUAUCCCAUGAAACUCGACAAUGGCUUCAAAGGAAAGUCAGUUUACCUUGUGGCCGCAACUAUGAGACCAGAAACGAUGUACGGUCAAACGAACUGUUGGGUGCAUCCGGAAAUAAAAUAUGUAGCAUAUAAUUUAUUAGACGGAGAUAUAUUUAUUUCGACAGAACGUGCAGCAAGGAAUAUGUCUUAUCAAGGUUUUUUUCAAACAGAAGGAAAAAUCGAUAUUGUUCGGGAAUUCCUGGGCAAGGAAUUGUCAGGAUUGGAACUAGAAGCUUCUCUCACAGUUUAUAAAUCAAUAUAUGUACUGCCUCAGUUUUUUGUAAAAGCAGAUGUGGGUACUGGCAUUGUAACUUCUGUUCCUAGUGAUUCUCCUGAUGAUUACAUAAACUUAAUAGAACUGCGUGAUCAACCAAAGCUUAAAGAAAAGUUUGGAAUCACUGACGAAAUGAUCCUUGAGCCAGUUCCAGUUCUUGAAAUUCCAGAUUAUGGCAAUUUAACAGCACCAACAUUAUGUAAGGAGUUAAACAUUAAAAGUUCAAACGAUAAAGAACUGCUUAAAGAAGCGAAGACGCAAGCGUAUUUGAAAGGAUAUUACACGGGUGUGAUGCGAGUAGGAGGCCCUAAAUAUGAAGGUAAAAUGGUACAAGAUGUCAAGAAACUUGUUCAGAAAGAACUGGUCGACAAUCGCCAAGCCGCGAUCUAUUACGAACCGGAGAAACCUGUUAUUUCGAGAUCAAAUGACGAAUGUGUAGUCGCCUUGUGCAAUCAAUGGUAUUUGGAUUACGGCGAUAAAGAAUGGAAGAAAACCGUACGUGACGCAUUGGAACGUCUCAAUACUUUCCACGAAGAAGUUUUUAACAAUUUCAACAUGUGUUUGGAUUGGCUACACGAAUACGCAUGUUCCAGAACAUAUGGACUUGGCACCAAACUACCGUGGGAUGAGAGCUGGUUGAUAGAAUCUCUGUCGGACUCCACUAUAUACAUGGCUUAUUACACAAUAGCGCAUUUCCUGCAAGGAGGAACCUUUAAAGGAGAAAAACCCAAUGAAUACAACAUAAAAGCCAGUGAUAUGACUCCGGAAGUAUGGGAUUAUAUCUUUUUCCGAGACGCUAAACUACCCACAAACACUUCAAUAAAAAAAGAAAUUCUAGAUCGUAUGAGAAACGAAUUUAGAUACUGGUAUCCGGUAGAUUUGAGAGUGUCAGGGAAAGAUCUGAUACAGAAUCAUCUUACGUUUUAUCUUUACAAUCACACAGCGAUAUGGCCGAAGGAACCUGAAAUGUGGCCGCAAGCAAUAAGAGCAAAUGGUCAUCUGCUAUUAAAUUCGGCGAAGAUGUCAAAGUCAGAGGGCAACUUUCUAACGCUUGAGGAAGCUGUAAGAAAGUUUUCAGCCGAUGGAAUGCGUCUCUGUUUGGCCGACUCUGGUGAUUCUAUACAGGAUGCUAAUUUCGAUGAAAAUACAGCCGACGCGGGAAUUCUUCGACUGUACAAUUUGAUACAAUGGGUCAAAGAAGUAUUGUCUACGAAAGAUUCCUUCAGACACGAUGAACUUCAUACGUUUAAUGACGAAGUAUUCGAAAGUGAAAUCAAUCUGAAAAUAAAAGAAACUGGGAAGCAUUAUUCGAACAUACUUUUCAAAGAAGUAUUGAAAACGGGAUUCUUCGAGUUUCAAGCAGUCAGAGACAAAUAUUUGCAAUUGAGCAUACUGGAUGGUUACAGUUGGAAACUUAUUAUGAAAUACAUAGAAAUUCAGGUCAUUCUUCUAUCUCCUAUUUGCCCUCACGUUUGUGAACACAUAUGGGAACUUAUUGGAAAAGACGGCAGCAUAUUAGACGCGAGAUGGCCCGUCGCGGGAGAAAUAAACGAAAUUUUAAUAAAAUCAUCUCAAUAUUUAGAAGAAGCCGCUCACACAUUUAGAGUUCUUUUGAAAAAUUAUCUAACACCGCCAAAAUCUGCAAAAAACGUCAAAAUAUCAAAACCUGAGCAAGGAAUUAUUUGGGUGGCCAAGUCUUAUCCUUGUUGGCAGAGUAUCAUUCUCACGACGAUGAAGGAAAUGUACACUAAAAAUGAUGGUAAGUUACCAGAAAAUAAAGUACUUGCUGUGGAGUUUGCGAAGAAAAGCGAAUUGAAACAGUAUCAGAAAAGAGUAAUGCCGUUUGUACAAUUCAUGAAGGAAAAAGUGGCGGAUAUUGGUGUGAAGGCGUUAAAUUUGACGCUUGAUUUCGACGAGUUCGAUGUACUUGAGAAAAACAAAGAAUAUCUCAAAAAGACGCUAAAUCUCAACGAUAUUGUCAUAAAAUACACGGACGAUGUAGAUGCCCCGGAAAAAACAAGGGAACAAUGUUGUCCGGGUACUCCGUACAUGAGCUUUCAUGAAAACAAAGAUGACAAUUUACUAUCCGUUACGUGCAUUAAUCCGCAGGUUUUCACUAGCUUAUUUAGCUUGUCCAUUCAAGUUGCAGAAGGCGAUACAGUUGCAACUGUCGUAUCUAAAAUCGUGAAACAAAUUCCGCAUAUAAAGAAUCCUGUUUCAAUCGUGUUGUAUCGAUAUGACGAUCCAGUUUUGGGACCAAGAGUUAAACCGACAAUAGACGACAUACUGAAAGGAAAAACCGAGAUCCCAUCUGAUUCUGUAUUUCACGUAAAUAUGGAAACGAAACGUCUUGAAGUUAACGUUGCAGGUAGCACAUAUUUUAUAGGAGAAUACUUAAUUUAUAUCAGUAAAUAUCUCUAAAAGUUUUGCUUGAAGUAAACGAUUUGAUCAGAGUGAAAAAAAAAAAAAAAAAGAUUUUAA
Pseudomyrmex gracilis is the source of this 3887-nucleotide messenger RNA. It is a transcript of the gene LeuRS, whose product is annotated as leucine--tRNA ligase, cytoplasmic. The transcript is spliced from 16 exons. Bases 279 to 3827 code for a protein of 1182 amino acids. NCBI's taxonomy places the organism in Eukaryota, Metazoa, Arthropoda, Insecta, Hymenoptera, Formicidae. Gene Ontology annotation, molecular function: aminoacyl-tRNA deacylase activity; leucine-tRNA ligase activity; ATP binding. Gene Ontology annotation, biological process: leucyl-tRNA aminoacylation. The record is from RefSeq and is a predicted model, not a curated record.